Molecule: messenger RNA, 3504 nt
Organism: Staurois parvus
Lineage: Eukaryota; Metazoa; Chordata; Amphibia; Anura; Ranidae
Source: the annotation of a GenBank genome assembly
AUUUAUUGUUUUUACAGAAGUUGCAAGGAAUCAAUACUCCUCACAGUCGUGCAGCCAUACCCAUCCCCCAAAUCAGCAUUUAUUAGUGCUGCCAAGAAAGCAAGGUUGAAGUCCAAUCCAGUGAAAGUUCGUUUUUCAGAGGAAGUUAUAAUAAAUGGACAGGUUUCGGAAACAGUCAAAGAUAAUUCCCUUCUAUUCAUGCCAAAUGUUCUAAAGGUGUACUUGGAAAAUGGACAAACCAAAUCCUUUCGCUUUGACAGUGGCACUUCUAUAAAGAUGUUUAUAUUAACACUCCAAGAAAAACUUUCUAUAAAGUGCAUUGAACACUUUUCCCUGAUGUUGGAACAAAGGACAGAAGGAGCUGGAACCAAACUUCUCUUAUUACAUGAACAGGAGACACUAACUCAGGUGACUCAGAGACCCAGUUCGCAUAUGAUGAGAUGUCUGUUUAGAAUAAGUUUUGUUCCAAAGGAUCCAAUUGACCUUCUUCGAAGGGACCCAGUUGCCUUUGAAUACUUAUAUGUGCAGAGUUGCAAUGAUGUGGUUCAGGAGAGAUUUGGACCAGAGUUGAAGUAUGAUAUUGCUCUGAGACUAGCAGCACUGCAGAUGUACAUUGCAACAGUCACUACCAAGCAGACACAGAAAAUCUCUCUAAAAUAUAUUGAAAAAGAAUGGGGAUUAGAGACCUUCCUUCCAUCUGCUGUGUUGCAAAGCAUGAAGGAAAAGAAUAUAAAAAAAGCACUGUCACACCUUGUCAAAGCUAAUCAAAACCUCGUCCCUGCGGGCAAAAAGCUAUCUGCUCUACAAGCCAAAGUGCACUACCUGAAGUUCCUUAGUGACUUGCGCUUAUAUGGAGGACGUGUAUUUAAAGCAAAAUUGGUUCAGGGAGAAAAGCAUUCAGAUGUGACCUUGCUAGUUGGUCCCCGAUAUGGUAUCAGCCAUGUAAUCAACACAAAAACAAACUUGGUAGCCCUACUUGCUGACUUCAGUCACGUGAAUCGGAUUGAAAUGUUUACAGAAGAUGAAAUAACAGUUAGAGUAGAGCUUCAUGUUCUUGAUGUAAAACCUAUAACGUUGCUUAUGGAAUCAUCGGAUGCCAUGAACCUUGCCUGCCUAACAGCAGGUUAUUACCGACUUUUGGUUGAUUCCAGACGUUCGAUAUUUAAUGUGGCAAAUAAAAACAUGGCCAAUCGUGACGCAGGAAAUGAAAUUCGAGCUAAACCCAAUUAUCAUGAUUGUGAUUGGAAUUACUUACCAAAAUCAUCAAUAUUUGCUUAUGAAGAAAAUCAGGAACCACAACAAAUAUUCGUAGACUUAAAACAAAGAAAUAUUGAUGUUUCUGAAAGUCCUUUACAUCACAAAGAUCACCGGAACUUGUACAUAGAAACUACUUUUAAUUCAGGAGAACUUGAUCAGCAGCUAACCAAACAAUGUGAUCACAUUGACUUAGAGAAUAGCCUUGGUAUUAACCAGUCAUCAUUACUGUCUCUCUCAGGGCUGGAACACUCUAGCACAGCACAAGAUUCUCCUAGGAGUGCAAAAGUGUCUUUUAUAUUUGGUGACCAUAACCUGGACACCAUAAACCCUCAGACACUUGGCUAUGAGAGAUUGCUGGAUGAAAGCCCUGAAAUGUUAGAUAAACAAAGUGUAAUUUACUUAAACAAUGCCAAUGACAUCAAAGACUUAGACUUAACGUCAGAUGCCCUGAAAGCAUUCAUUUUGCUGCUAAUGCUGUUUAUGCAAAUAUAUCUGAAAGUAAAAUAUUUGGGAACACAGAAGGAAUUGAAGAACCCCUGUUACAUGACAUAUGUUAUUCUGAAACCACAGAUGAUGUUGAGGACGAAGAUGAGGCAAGUUGUGAGGAAGAUAUUAUAGUGCCAGAGGAUAAUAGAACAGAUAUACUUAGCAUGUCAGGAUCCAGUGAUGAUAUCAUUGAUCUGACCUCACUUCCACCACCUGAAGGAGAUGACAAUGAAGAUGAUUUUUUGUUGCAUUCCUUGAACAUGGCUAUUGCCGCCCCUCCUCCUGGUUUCAGAGACAGCUCGGAUGAAGAAGACUGCCAGAAUCAGUCUGCUUCAGCUGUCAGUGUGUCUGUCGAUGACAUCCCUGUGUCUCUAAUAGAUGCUGUUCCAACAAACACAGAUGAAAAAUGUGAGACAACCCUAGAAGAAGCAGUAGUAGUUUCAAAUCUACAAGCAAUGCAAGACUUGGCUGUGUCAGAGGAAAUCCAAGCAGAUGACACCUCAGGUGUUACAAUAUUAAGAGCUUAUAGUCCUGAAUCAUCGUCGGAUUCUGGUAAUGAAACAAACUCCUCCGAAAUGACAGAGAGUUCGGAACUGGCUUCUGCUCAGAAACAAAUAGACAAUCCAUCUCGAGUAAUCUUUCCAACUGGUGAAGGUUACCAGCCACUGAUAGCAGAGCAGACUGAAUUUUCUCUAGCCAAGAACCAAGCAGGAUGUAUGUCUCUUAAAUGUUCCACUUCCUUAGUGAAUCGGCAAGCGGUGGAUCUCCAAUCAAAAGCUGUGCCUUCAAAACAAAUGCUUCAUUCUGAUAACAUAGAAAUGGAACCAGAAACCAUGGAGACAAAAUCUGUCACCGACUAUUUUAAUAAGAUGCAAAUGGGAUCCUUGGUGUAUGCCUGCAAAAGGAAAAAUAAACCAGAUGCAGAAAUGAAGACACAUUUUGACGUGAAUGUUACUGUCAAAAAACAAGCAGGUAAACGAACAGAAAAUGAAGGAGAAAUGAAAGCAAAACUAGAAAUGCAUCCCUCUAAAGACUGUCAACAGUUAAGUAAUUUUAACUUGGAAAGAACUGCUUUUCGUAAAGACAAUCAGCGAUGGUACAACACCACAGAUAAGGGAACUAGUGACAGGUUACCAUCAGGAACAACAUAUGCUAAGACAUUGCCAAGGCUUUCUGGUGUAGCAAACAGCAAAAUUGAAAAUAAUAGCAAAGAUGACAUAAACAUUGAAACUGUGCUUUCUGAACAAGAGGAUAUAUUUAUCUCCAAUGCAAACUUCAUUUCUUCUUCCAAAGAACUUGGUGAGUCUGAAGCUGAUGACACCUCUACAGAGAAUAUUUCUAAGCUUGCAGAUACAGAUCAGAGCAUAAACAGGAUUUGUGAGUAUCACAUCGCCAAGAAUAUGUCAUCACUUCAGAGUGAAGGACACUUUUCUCUGCAGAGCUCCCAAUGUUCAUCUGUGGAUGCUGGCUGCAGUACAGGUAGCAGCUCAUGUGCAACUCCAGUUGAGUCCCCACUGUGUUCAUCAGAUGUUAAGCAUAUUAUGUCUGAUACAGCGGUAAAGAGUGGAAAUUAUGUAAGCCCUGAUGAGAGACAGUCGAUCCUUCCAAACCAUGGGGCAUCAUAUCCAGAGCUGCAUCAACAAGGUGACACUUGUCACAGGAUCAGUGUUUCUGCACAUACACCAGUGAAUGCAGACCCAUUGUUUGGAACCUUAAGAGAUGGAAGUCAUCGGAUUUCUAAAAUUAAAGAAACCACAGGUA